AUGCAGAAUACCCUAUCCCUUAGAGCAGAAAUGAAUCAGGAAAAAAACGAGUACCUGCAACACCAAACUGCUUCAUCGAAAGCAGCUUCUCGCCAUCUCAUUCGUGCAAUCAACCAGAAUUACAGGCAGGAAAGAGAAUUUUGGCAGAAGGCUGAAAUCAGGAAGAUCAGUAAGGGAGCCAGGAAGGUGACUGCCCAGAAGCAUGCCAAGAAUGACGACAGCUGCUUCUUCAGCAAAGAACCUACUCCGUCCUUUACCAGGACUCUAGUGGUGUCUCGUUGGCAGAUAAGAAGGAACGCCUCAAAGGAAUGGCUGACCAUUUUCACUACCUAUUCAACGGCUGUACUCGAGAUUCGUCAUUUCUGA
Soboliphyme baturini is the source of this 366-nucleotide messenger RNA. NCBI's taxonomy places the organism in Eukaryota, Metazoa, Nematoda, Enoplea, Dioctophymatida, Soboliphymatidae. The record is from the annotation of a GenBank genome assembly.